UAGGAUAACUGAGAGAAGAUUGGAGUGGGGAGCGGGAAAAGACAAGGAAAAAAAUGAGAGGAAUCGGAGGGCCCUUGCUGUGCAUAGGAGAUCUACUGACCGACGUUGGGGAAGCUGAUCCUCACUCCGAUCAACCAUCACCUCUCUCAUCAUCGUCAUCUUCCUCAAUUCCCUUUUCCCCUCAUACCCUUCAACCCUCUCAUCUCAAUCGACUCUUCCAGGAAAACUAUGACCAGUUGAACAAAGCAUUUGCUGGUACAGACCACUCAUGGACCGCUCUAACUCUCAAGCUCUGCACUGCUUUGCAAACUGCAAACACGUUGGUUCAGUCCACCAAUACAAAUGUUGAAUUGCUGUCAGAGAAGGUUGGAGAGCUUGAGAGAGUAGUCAAGAGGGGAGAUUCUGCCGUGGCAGCAGCCAAAGCCAUUCAUAUCUCUCUAAAUCAGAAGGACCAUUAGUUGGCUUUCAGCACAUCAAAAAAUCCAGAACUCACCAGGCAUAAGGUAGAUUCGUGGAAUCUUCCUUCAUAGUUCAUUGGGGAGCCAAAGGUGUUGACUUACUCCUUUGUUGAGAGAAAGUUUGGAAAUACGUUUGCAAAAAGGGAAGCCUUAAUCUUCAAAAGAAAUUUGUUGCGUGUCCCUAUUGAAUUUUUAAACUUACUGUGGACAAUUCUUUAGGUAGUUAGCAUGUUGAUUUAAUAUUGAAUGAAUUAAUAAUAGAGUCAAGAUGCCAACUCUUAAUAUAUAGGAUAUGCAUGCACUUGAGUUUGUUGAA
Messenger RNA from Vitis riparia (riverbank grape), 774 nucleotides. RefSeq lists its product as uncharacterized. The transcript has 3 exons. The record is from RefSeq and is a predicted model, not a curated record. NCBI's taxonomy places the organism in Eukaryota, Viridiplantae, Streptophyta, Magnoliopsida, Vitales, Vitaceae. Bases 54 to 458 code for a protein of 134 amino acids.